Auxenochlorella protothecoides is the source of this 1299-nucleotide messenger RNA. Its product is annotated as tRNA uridine 5-carboxymethylaminomethyl modification enzyme MnmG. The transcript has 7 exons. Gene Ontology annotation, biological process: tRNA wobble uridine modification; tRNA methylation. NCBI's taxonomy places the organism in Eukaryota, Viridiplantae, Chlorophyta, Trebouxiophyceae, Chlorellales, Chlorellaceae. Gene Ontology annotation, molecular function: flavin adenine dinucleotide binding. The record is from RefSeq and is a predicted model, not a curated record. Gene Ontology annotation, cellular component: cytosol. The coding region runs from base 1 to 1299 and encodes 432 amino acids.
AUGUUCAGGGUGGCGCGGCCCUGGACCAGGCAUCCCCCUCGUCCGAUACGAGCCUUCUCCUCCACCCGCGACGUGGAUGUCAUCGUGGUGGGCGGGGGCCACGCAGGGUGCGAGGCUGCGGCCGCUGCCGCUCGGCGGGGUGCCCGCACCCUGCUCAUCACCCCCUCCCCCUCCGCCACAAUCGGGGAGAUGAGCUGCAACCCCAGCAUCGGGGGCCUGGCCAAGGGCACCCUGGUCCGGGAGGUCGACGCCCUGGAUGGGCUCAUGGGCCGUGUGGCGGAUGAGGCUGGCAUCCAGUUCCGCAUGCUGAACGCGAGCAAGGGCCCCGCCGUCCGAGGCCCCCGCGCCCAGAUGGACCGCGCGCUGUACAAGGCGGCGAUGCAGGCGGCGCUGGCCGCCGUCCCCGGCCUGCAGGUGCUGGACGCCUCGGUGGUGGACCUGACCUUUGCGCGCCUGGGCUUCAGCCUGGGCAGGCUCAAGACGGGCACGCCGCCGCGCCUGGACGGCCGCACCAUCGACUAUGGCGUGUGCGAGCCUCAGCCGGGCGACGCCGCGCCCACGCCCUUCAGCUUCCUGAACAUGGAGGCCGGGGACUGGGCGCCGCGCCAGCCCCAGACCAAGUUCUCGCGCUUCCCCGGCCGCGCGCACCACGUGUGGCUGGAGCCGGAGGGCCUGGGCACGGCCGUGGUCUACCCCAACGGCAUCUCCAACUCCAUGGAGGUGGCCGACCAGGCGCGCAUGCUGGCCACCAUACCGGGGCUGGAGCGCGCGGUCAUGCUGCAGCCCGCCUACGCGGUGGAGUACGACUACGUGGACCCGCGCCAGCUGCUGCCCAGCCUGGAGAGCCGGCGCGCGGCGGGGCUGUGGCUGGCGGGCCAGAUCAACGGCACCACGGGGUACGAGGAGGCGGCGGCCCAGGGACUGCUGGCGGGGGCCAACGCCGCCGCGCCGGGCGACCCGCUGGCGCUGUCGCGCUCCGACAGCUACCUGGGCGUGCUGGCCGACGACCUGGCCGCGGAGGUGGCGGAGAUGGCGCGGGACGAGGCGCUGCACCUGCCCCCGGACCUGGACUACGCGGCCAUGCCGCUGUCGUCGGAGGAUGUGGAGAAGCUGAGCACGGUGAGGCCCACCUGCCUGGCCGCGGCCCGUCGCAUCCCGGGCGUCACCCCGGCGGCCAUCGUGCUCCUGCUGCAGCACGUCCGGCGGCGCCAGAAGGCCAGGGCGGCCGUGGAGGCGCUGGGCACCGAGGCGGGGCGAGAGCUGGCAGACCGGCGAGCCCAGAGGGCGGCGACGGUCUGA